Messenger RNA from Penicillium longicatenatum, 828 nucleotides. RefSeq lists its product as uncharacterized. Bases 1 to 828 code for a protein of 275 amino acids. NCBI's taxonomy places the organism in Eukaryota, Fungi, Ascomycota, Eurotiomycetes, Eurotiales, Aspergillaceae. The record is from RefSeq and is a predicted model, not a curated record. The transcript has 5 exons.
AUGCCUCCCAAACGAAAGCGCUCUGGCGACGAUGACAAUGAAGUUGAAGACGAUACAGAAAAGCGCUACGCCUAUUUGAAGCCACAAGUUCGUCGCGUUCCGGAAAAGACGAUCAAAUCGAAAUGGACAACCCUUCCAGAACCAGUCCAGGAUAAGGUCCGGGAGCUGUUCCAUGCGCUCGAGCGUCCGGUUAUUAUGCGUCAGUCCAAUGAGCGCAAACGGAUUGAGGCGCAGAGCGCAGUUCAAGCGGUAGUUCGAAAGCAUGUUCAACCUCUCAUUGCCAGCCUUCUCGGAAAGCGACUGCCACGAAUGCCCUUCCCACCUAUUACCAAUGACUCGAACUUUGACUACGAAUCUGCGCUCGAUGAACACAGGGCCCUUGAGGCAAGCUUGGCUACAAUGAAGGAUAGUACAGAUCUACUGAAAGCUGAAAUCGCGAAAGAAGAAGCCCUCCUUGCAAAUGACAAGAAGGAGCUCCAAGCAAUGGACAAGAACGCCAAGCGAGCGGAGGCCGAGCGAAAGAGGCUGAUGAAGAAUACUAGGAUCAAUCUCGCUGACAUAGAUGGCUUCAAGGAACACCCUGUUCUCCGGCAGCUGGACGAGCUCCCCCAAGACUCUGGGUCUUCUGGAUUUACACUAGUUGAUACUAAACCCAAUCAGGCGACACUGGAUGAGCUCCAUACCGACCCCGAAAUACAGCAACUGAUGAAGCAACUGCAUGGUCAUCUCCAAUCCAUGCAGACUAAUACUGCCCCGCUUACCGGUCUGAGGGAUGCGAUUACUCGGUCGCAAGCUGCGCUGGACAUUUUUGCAGCCUCCAACGACUGA